AUGCUGAUACUUGCAAGAACAUUCCGCCUCAGUGUGUUGGCCUUUCGAAACAGCGAAAUCUCGAAGACCUCUUCGUUCGCGCUGCUACGCCCCACGCUCUCAACAGCGGUCACCCUCGCACCUCCGUGUGGUAUCUCGCACAGCAGCUGCCGCAGCACUUAUACAACAAGGCUCAGCAUGUCAGAUGACACUGGCGGUGGACGUGUGAUCCGGCCGCGUGUCCCUGUGAGCUCGGUCACGGCAUUCGGGCAGGGCCUGGGGCAGCAAGAACUCCAGUCCCUCGGCAAGGAGAUGGAAGUGUCAAACGAGGGUGAGCGGCUUGUGUUUCCCUUCGUGGGCAAGCUGUAUGACGUCUCCAACGCCGCUUUGUUCUACGCGCACAACGGGCGCCUGGACGCAGCCCAGGAGCAGCUGAAAGCUGGCGCGGACCUGAUGGCAUCGGAGCUGGAGGGCGUUGACAAGGCUUGCUCGAGGGACGGGGUGCGCAACGAGAGGGUUUCCGGGGCGCUCGAAAACCUCGUCAAGGCCAAGGCCUUCGUCUACUUCCUGCAGACAGGGCGGCUACUGCGUAAAUCUGCGCUUGAAGCGGAGAUCGCCGACGACGAGUACCUGGGAGCGGCCAUGAGACUCACCGCUGAGCUCUCACGAUACGCAAUUACUCAGGCCUCCAUCCUGGACAGCAGCUCUAUCCUCGCCUGCGCCUCGCUGUGCCGCGGCGUGUUCGGAGAGCUGGUGCAAUUCGACCUCCGCAACGGCCCGCUCCGCAAGAAGUUCGACGGCGUCAAGUACGACGUCCGCAAGGUGGACGACAUCCUGUACGAGCUGGCGUUGGUGGGCACGGGAGCGGACGAGGGAGACGGCGAUACCGACGAGGACGGCGGCGGGGGAAGCCGAAAACGGAAAGAGAGAGAGGAGAAGGAAAAUGAGGAGCAGAAGACAGAAGGGGGGCCCGUUUUGGACACCGAAGAGUUCGAGGCCAUCCGCGUGGCCAUGAUAUCUUUCGACGAGAAGAGGGAGGCCGUCAUCAAGCGGACACGAGACAUUCAAAAGUGGAGCAAGAUGGCCAUAUACAGCCUCCACCGGGCCGACUUAAAGAAGGCAGAGAAGCAGCUUUCGGACUGUCGGACGGCCGCGGAGGGUCUCCUUCCCCUGAUCGACGAGACCCCCCGGCUAAGGAUGGGGGCCUACUCGUGCUCGAUGGAGGAAUUUGCGGAAGCCCGCCUGUACGAGUUGUGGCUUAAGGAGAAGAGGUUAGUAACGAAGGCGGAGGUCGGCCUGGUCAACACGGAAGAGUACUUGGGGGGGCUGCUGGAUCUCACGGGCGAGCUCAACCGGUUUGCCGUGGCGCGAGCGACGGAGAGGGACUCGGUCGGGGUAAAGGAGUGCCUCGAGACAGUCUUGGUGAUCCACGAGUUUGUGACGCUGAACGCCCUUCCAGGGAACCUUCCCAAGAAGAAGAACGAGCUGCUCAACUCGCUGAGAAAGCUUCAGAACAUGACCUACGAGCUGGCCCUGAUGAAGGCCGGGAAGGGAAAGGUGUCGGGCGUAUCCGGCUUGGACGAAGGGCCCGCGACGGCCGACAAAGAAGGCUAGGUAUUCAAGAGACUCGAUUAAUAUACACGACGGACGGCCCCCUCUGUUUUUUUCCUGACAGUAGUGCGACGAAUCUGUCUGAUGAAGUUUUUAACUCGUGCGUGUGUAGUUUCUUUCGACCGUGUCAGUUGUGGCUGUCGUACUCCUUGACAACCCACGUCCUAGCGUGGGCCUCAAAGUGGGAGUUCGCACAAAGAUCGGCGCCAGGGGGGAGGAGAGGGGUAAAUCACUCUUACGAAAUUGAGGGUGCGAGCGGUUGGUAGACCCCGAAGAGGUUGACGGUGCAAGAGUUGUUGUAGAGCAGGCAUGUUGUACCUUGAGAUAGGGGAUGCGAGAACAAGGGAGGGGAACUUCGGCUAGGUCGGUUGCUCGAUCACACAACCGUGGCCGAGUGGUUCAGUUGGUAUCCUCUUGAAGCAUUCUGGCUAUAUAUGGGGGUGAACCUCUUGAGACUCAAGUCCUGCAAUUUAGAAGUAGAGAUAGCGUAAGUAAUGAGAGUACACACGAAAAGGAGGGAACCCUUCUCGCGUUGAAUCGUGAAGUGAAGUACCUCAGGAGGAACGGUGGAGAGGAAAAACUCCUGUGUACGCCUUCCUCCUGUGCAACCCCGGCUGGCGCGCGAAACUCUACCGGAAUAUCUGGACUAGUGCGCAGAACACAUGGGACGAAGUCACACACACUCCUCCUUGGAGAGACGUCCAACGCGCGAUUGCGGUCAAUUACGGUUGGUGUAAGGUGCCAGUUUUUCCGGCCGUUCCGCGUGUGCUUUAUUUCCUGUUGUGGUAUGAUUGCCUCGUGUUCGAAGAACGUUUACCCAUGUGUACCUUACCUUUUUUUUGUGUGUUAUUCGCGUCGUUGCUUCCAGAUUGCUAUCGGGGAAAAGGGAUUAACGUAGGGAUGGGCCGCGUGGCUACCGACGUGGUCGUAGCGUGGAACUCUUCCUUAGUGUAUUGUUCGGGUUUCUGUCUGAUGGUGGCUGAGGUGUUUUUGUAGCGUGUAAGGGGGAGGUGGGCUUGCGGCACUAUCGGGAUGGGUGAGACCCUCGGGUCUUGUCUGUCCCACUGCGCAUUUCUCAUGUUUUCGCGUGUAGAUCGGAAAAAGUAUGGCUCACAUGAGCUGAAUCAAAGGUAGGGGGUCGGAUUCAGGUUACAAAACUACCGAGAAGAAGCAGCCUGCACGCAAACACAGGAACGACGAGGGGUCUGUCCUGGUCUAGGUUGUUUGGCGUUUCAUGGUGAAUGAACCGCGUGCGUGGGGUUGUCCGACACAAUGUUAUUGCUAUCGUCUCUACGAUG
Ectocarpus sp. CCAP 1310/34 is the source of this 2888-nucleotide messenger RNA. The record is from the annotation of a GenBank genome assembly. NCBI's taxonomy places the organism in Eukaryota, Phaeophyceae, Ectocarpales, Ectocarpaceae.